CCACGCGCUUGGAUCUAAUUAUGCGCUCCAAUGUAGUGUGUGUGUGAGGUUAUUGGUUUACUAGUGAUGUCGACCUAUGUAGACAUCUCUACUGUGUUCAAUUUCGACCACAGAGGUCAAUAUGUUGAAAUUUCCCCCGAUAGAACGAAAGCUCGUCGUCAAAUAGGUUUUUGUGAUGGGGUAGUUAUUUCUCAAAGCUUCAUCCGACCAGGCGAAGUGGUAGCUGUCGAAAUUACAGAAACACAGCGAGGUUGGACUGGGGAUUUGAGAGUCGGAUUCACUUUACUACCGGAUAACUUGCUCUUGCCUCUUCCCAGGUUUGCCCUACCUGCUUUGGUUUCUCCAGGUAGAAGUUGGAUUGUACCUGUUGGAACUGCUGUGGCCCUUCUCUUGUCGCAUCAUCAUCAAACUUACUGGAAACGACAGCAAUUAAAAUCUGGUCGUCAUUUGAGUAAAACCAAUAACAAUUCACCCACGUUGUUUGAUUCUGUUAAUAUGUUUUGCGAAAGACAAGUAGAUGUGCCCAGUAUGAACUCAAUCAAUGGUUUUAUCAAUAGUCCAAACGUGCUGGUAACUAAUUCUCAUAUGGAUAAACAACCUACACAUCAACAAGUUACUCCUCCCUUCUUUUGUGUCUGUUGUCUCCAUACAAAGCGUGGUCGAGUACCACUGAGUCAACUAGUACCAAAUGAGCUAGAACUUGCGCGACCUCCUGAUGUCGAAAAAGGUAGUGUUAUAGCCAUCUACUAUGAACUGGAGCCACUACCUACAGAUGAUUCAUAUGAACAAUGUACAAGUCUUCCGAUAGAUGGAACUAUGAACAUACUUAAUGAUAUUAGCAAUAUUCCGUCUAUAAUACCAGAUGAGAAUGUACAGAACCUUUUGAGGUAUACUUUAAACUCUACCGAAAGUGAAGAGGAUUCAGAUACGGAAAAACUGCUUUUUCUUUUUCGGUUUCAUAUUGUUAUUAAUGGCAUCGACAUGAUUGCAAUAGCAGAAACAGUGGCUAUUUCACCAUCUGAUUUUGAAAAGAAUCUAAUCAGUGUGGACUCCUCAUUUUCACCUGUCAAUGGAGAUGUAAGCAGUAUCAAUUAUAGUGUGACUAACAGUACUAGUGAAACUCCUGGAUCAUUUCCAACUUCUGAUCGUCAUUCUUCCGAUAGUAUCCCUACUUCCACACCGCGUAUGCGGGCUGUUUUUGAUGUUUAUGGCCAAACUAAAGCAAUUCAACUGCGGUCGUUACAACAGAAUUCAAUUGCACAAUUAAGCCGUUUAUGCUCGUGUGCUAUUCUACAUCAUAUAUUUUAUGUAUUUCAUUCCAAUCGUUUUCUAAACACUGAAACAUCUAAAUUUGAUUCAGAUAAUUCAUUUAAUAUGUGCUCCAAAUCUAGUAGAAUGCGUAAUUCACCACAAAUGAUUGUUCCAAAUAUGAUGAAAAAUAAUAGAUUUCGGAAAUUAUUUAUUAUGUUAGAUAAACUUCCGCUACCUAGAGUUGAGCGACGUCGUUUACAACGUGAUGCUUUUGCUGUAUUAGCUCGAGGAAUUGCUGAUUAACUACAAAUUAUACCCAAAAAGUAUUUGUUUUAUAUUGUGUAUAUUACAAAAAAAGAAAAAAAAGUCACCAAGUGUCUUUCACCAUUAUUAUUUACUUAUCUUAGAUCCGAUCUCCAGUUUUAGCUAUUAUUUUGUAGUGCGCGUUUGUGCUCAUUAGAGGGAGUAAAGCUGUUUCAUGGCGAAGGUGAACAAUAAAAGAGAUUCUAUACAAACUAUUCAAUCUACAUUUCAUUAUAUUUUAGUGUGUUGUUCAUUGCUUCAUUUAUUUAUUAAAAUCAGAUUUGAAAGGACAUUACCCAUUCGCUUAUUGUUUUAUUUCGCUUGUACACAUCUUUAUUUACUUCAUAUUGUAUACAGAAUAAUUCUGAGUGGUUAUUGGAAAUUGUUGAAAAUUCCAAUUUCAAUAUAAAAAACUUUUGAAAAA
Schistosoma margrebowiei is the source of this 1978-nucleotide messenger RNA. The record is from the annotation of a GenBank genome assembly. NCBI's taxonomy places the organism in Eukaryota, Metazoa, Platyhelminthes, Trematoda, Strigeidida, Schistosomatidae.